Molecule: messenger RNA, 1170 nt
Organism: Paramecium tetraurelia
Lineage: Eukaryota; Ciliophora; Oligohymenophorea; Peniculida; Parameciidae
Exons: 2
Source: RefSeq, a predicted model, not a curated record
AUGAAUUAAUAAUUUACAGAUAUUAUUAAUGAUGAACUUGAUCCUAUUCUUGGAGAAUUUACAUCUCAAACAUUGGCAUCUUCAAGUAUAAUAACCUCUCCUCUCAAACUUAUAAGGCAGUCUAAUGUGAUAGAGAUUCAGAAUGUUCAUACUAAAUAUAAAAGAGUAAUUCAAGAAACUAUAUAAAAAAUAAUUCUUGAAAUUGAGAAAUACUAUCAAUAACUUAUAGAAAGAAAUUAAGCUAUUAAUUUUAAACUUUAUUAGAGAAUAGCUGAAUAGACAUCAAAUAUUUAAUAACUGUAAGACAUAGUGAACUAACUGACUUUAGAUAAUAUGCAAUUUAGGAAUAAAUAAUAUGAAGAAGAGAUCACAUAAGAAUUCUAUGAUCCUUAAUAGUAUACAAUUAGGUAGUAGAAAAAAGAAUUAUUGGAAUUAUAUGAUUUAAAUGAUCAAUUAUCAAAUAAAUUAAAAAGAUAAGAAAGUGUAAAUAGUUAAUGGCAGGAUACAAUAAAGAGGUAAAAUUCAUAAUUACUUUUUUAUGAAAAAAAAAUUACAGAAUAAGAAUAAUUCAUAUCAGAUUUGAAAAUCCAGAUAUCAGAACUUCAAAAAUAAAAUACUGAAUUACAAUAACAGUUCAAUAAUAUUUCGAAAUAGUCCUAAAAAUGCAUUGAUCGAUUGAAUCAGCAUGAAAAAAAUGAUAUACAUUCAAGCAAAGGCAAAUAUUCGACUUUGAAUUAAAAUGAAACCAUAGAAACCUAAUAAUAAUCAAAUAAACUAACAAGCUAAUUAAAAAUUAUAAAUACAACCGAUCAUGAAACAGCUACAUAGCCAUCUUAGAAAUGCAUACUAUAAAAAAGGUAGAAACUGAUUUUACAAUCUUUGGAAUACUAAAAUUGCAGUGACUUUGAAAUCAGUGUUAAAAAUAGAUAAUAUUACUAAAAUACAAUUAAAAAAACAGAAUUACUUGAUAUUUCUGACAUCAUAAAGCCAAAAUUCUAAAAAAAACCUUAAAUCUUAGAUGAUUUAUAUUUAUACUCAAACAGGUAGAGAAAUACCACCAAAAUAAUACAGGUUUAACGUAAAGUAGACGUUACAAUCUCCUUUAAGUUAAAGGAAGGGUCAUUUUUCGAAGAAAAACAGGCUUUGUACAUUAGAAUGAUGUUUUAUUGA